CAGAGCGGAAGCGCCAGAGUGCGGGGGCCAGAUAGUGCGGCCCCGCCGUGCCGGGACCUGAGUGUCUGUUGGCAGUGGCAGCGACCGGCUCUGAGCCUCGGUACUGUGUCUGUCCACUGAACUUGGGUUCCGAGAGGUUUGUACCUGGAUUCCGGGCCCAGGGCCUUGUGUCCGGGCCGUCUCUGCUCCCCGCAACCCGAAUCUACGACUACUUCCUCGUCGACCUGCCCUCCCCAUCCCCCAGAUUUUGAUCCCUAACUCCCCUCGGAAAUCUGGCACUGGGCAGCUGUUGAACACAGGCUCAGUGCCUGCCUUGCUGCUCAUUGGUAGCAGAAGUGCGGAGUCUGCCCCGGCAGAGCUUUCUCAAGACAAAGAAUGUACAUAAUCCAGCUGCUUUUGAAAGUAAAUAUAGAAGGGAUCAUUUCUGCUCCAAACAGUUGAGAAUCAGAGGCUUUUCAAAAUGCCUGCAGUUUCAAGUGAUGUGAAGAAACUGUAUCUGUCUACGUGUUUGGCUGAUCUCAAUAAGAAAGCAGAAGUGAAACUGGAAAAGAAAAGCACUAAAAACAUUGUUGUGAGUGCCUGUAAAAUUUUCAAGGCUGCAGAAGAAAGUAGGUUGGACAGAGAUGAAGAAAGAGCCUACGUUCUUUACAUGAAGUACUUAGCUGUGUAUGAUCUAAUUCGGAAAAGGAAUGAUUUUAAGCAUCAGCAGGACUACUAUACUUCUUUACUUGGCCCUACAAGCUUCAGGAAAGCCAUAGAGGAGGCAGAAAGACUUUCUGAAAGCCUGAAGUUAAGAUACGAGGAAGCUGAAGUACGUAAGAAGCUUGAAGAAAAUGAUAGAUUGCAAGAAGAGAAAAGCAAAGAGCAAGAAGGAGCAAAAAGCAAGGGGCAGGAUAACAGCUUGACAGCAGCAAUCAAGGGGGACACGGUGUUAAGCAACAUCAACGAAUCCAGUACAGAGCACAUCGUUUUGUCUCGAGGAACAAUCAGUGCAGAAAAGCUGUUUGCAAUGUUGCAAGGUGAAAACACUAAGGUGAUCAUUAUGGAUGCUCGGAGCUCCAAGGAUUACCGGGAAUCUCACAUUCAUAUGGCCAGGUCGUGCUGUAUAAGUGUGCCAGAGGAAGCUAUCAACCCAGGCAUCACUGUAAACCAGAUAGAGUUGAAACUGCCAGAAGAAUCAAAGGAGAUGUGGCGAAAACGGCAGUGCGUUGAUUACAUUGUUUUGUUGGAUUGGUUCAGUUCCAUCAACCAAGUGAAAAGGGGAAGUGUUCUUCAAAGCCUCAAAGAUGCACUUUACAAGUGGGAUAGUCAAGUAAUUGUUCAGAAUGAACCAGUGGUAUUGGAGGGUGGCUAUGACAGCUGGCUUCUCUGCUACCCAAUGUACACCACUAAUCCCAAAGUGACUGCUCCAAAGGAAGAAUCCUCUACAACUGUUCAAGUGUCCUUGAAUUUUAGUUACCCGUCCUUGGAGGAACCCCCUCCACCUUGCCCACCCUCUGGAGACCUCGAUGAAGGGAAGGCUUUCCAAGAAUUGGGAAGAUUUAAUGGAAGUUUAUCUGAGCUAGAUGCAACAACAAAAGAAGUCGGCAUAGAAACAAUGAAUGUGCCUAAUGGUGUACCUGGUUUGAAGGAUCUAGCAUCAACUGGUGGACACCCUGUUGCAGUGAAAAAUAUUCCUCAGGUUGAUCGAACUAAUAAACCUACACUAAAAGUGCCAGAGAGGUCUAGUUCUGGUACAGAAAGUUUACCUGUUCACAAUGGACCAGUAGUACCCGAUCGGUCAACAAAGCCAUGUGUGGAGCCCCAAAACCUGUUAACAGAUGAUGAAAUAAGUCAGAUCCAUACUGAAGCAGCACUGAUUAGCGAAAAGGCCAAAAAAGAAAAGGAACAGCGUGAACGAAGGCAGGAAGAGCAAAGAAAAAAGGAACAGUUAGAUCAAGAAAAAGAACAGCGUGAGGAAGAAGCAAAGGUGCUUAAAAUAAAAGCUGAGCAAGAGAAACAGAGCAAAGAAUUCAAAGAACAAAAACAGGAACUGGAAUACAAAUGGCAGAAAGAUGAUGAUGAAAGAAAACAAUCAACAGAGCAAGUAAAGGAGUCUGUAGAAGAAAAAGGCAAAACUGAAAGUCCGAUAAGAGAACAAGGGAAUGUGAGGAAAGAUGUACAGGAACAACCUGUACCUGAGCCAGAAGCUAGCAGCUCCAGAGGAAAGCAGGCACAGCAGCAAGACCUUGGUGAAAAGAGACAGGAAAGUGGAGGCCUGCAAUCAACAGUGUUGAAAGAGAAUGAUAGAACAAAUGAACCUAGAGAAGUGUUAACCAGAGCAAGAAGUGAAGAAAUGGGUCGGACUGUUCCGGGUUUGCCACAGGGAUGGAUGAAGUUUCUUGAUGUGGUAACUGGAACCUAUCGAUACUAUCAUUCACCAACCAACUCUGUUCACAUGUACCCACCUGAAAUGGUACCAUCGAUCACACCGCCUGCAACUCCUCCGACCCACAAAGCCAAACCACAAAGUGUAACUGAUGCUGACGUUCCCAAACUGAAACGUUCCUACUCCUCGCCAGAUAUUGCUCAGGCGAUUCAUGACGAGCAGAGCAAGGUGAAAACAACCAAACCAGUGCCCACAGUCAACCGGGAAACAAAACCCUCUGUUUGCAGCAAAACAGAAAUCUCAAGCCCUUCUGCUUCUCAAAUUCGAAACCUGAACCCAGUGUAUGGAGGUCUGGGCCGAGCCCUGACAGGACUGCGCAACCUGGGCAACACCUGCUAUAUGAACUCCAUCUUGCAGUGUUUGUGCAACACCCCACGGCUAGCUGAGUACUUCAAUAAAAAUUGUUACCAGCGAGAUAUAAACAGAUCAAACAUUCUUGGCCAUAAAGGUGAAGUGGCUGAAGAGUUUGGUAUAAUAAUGAAGACUUUGUGGUCAGGACAAUACAAAUGCAUCAGUCCACGAGACUUCAAGGGUCGCAUAGGAAAAAUAAACGAUACGUUUGCAGGAUACGUACAACAGGAUUCCCAGGAGCUGCUCCUGUUCCUUAUGGAUGGUCUUCAUGAAGAUCUAAACGAAGCUGAACGGAAGAGAUACAAAGAGGAAAAUAAUGACAACUUGGAUGAUUCAAGAGCAGCUGAUUUAGCCUGGAAGAAGCACAAACUGCUCAACAAGUCCAUCAUUGUUGCCCUGUUCCAGGGGCAGUUUAAAUCGACGGUUCAGUGCUUGACUUGUCAUAAACGGUCCCGGACUUUUGAGGCAUUUAUGUACCUGUCUCUGCCUCUUCCAUCUUCCAGCAAAUGUACUCUGCAGGAUUGUCUCAAAUUAUUUUCCAAAGAAGAGAAACUGACUGACAACAAUCGCUUCCAUUGUAGCAACUGUAAGGCACACCGGGACUCCACAAAGAAGCUGGAGAUCUGGAAGCUGCCCCCUAUCCUACUGGUGCACCUGAAACGAUUCUCUUAUGAGGGGAGAUGGAAGCAGAAGCUGCAAACCAACGUUGACUUUCCGUUGGAGAAUCUGGAGUUGUCAAACUACAUGAUUGGUCCAAAGAACAACGUGAAAAAAUACAAUUUGUAUGCAGUGUCGAACCAUUAUGGAGGACUGGAUGGAGGGCACUACACAGCCUACUGCAAGAAUGCAGUGAAGCAACGCUGGUUCAAAUUUGAUGACCACGAAGUCUCAGAGAUAUCUGCUUCUUCAGUGAGGUCAUCCGCUGCCUACAUCCUCUUCUACAGCUCGUUGGAGCUUUGUGUAGCUGACUUAGCCACAUAGCAGCAUUCGGCACUUCAUUCUUCUCUGUUAGUGUUAUACCUGGCUGCGUUGGGCAUGUACUUAGAAAGACAACGCAGAAGCAAACACUUGCACAAUGACAGCAUAACUGGGUGACUGUCCAUUGUGCUCACAGUAUCUGCAUCCCAGAAAGAUGAACUUUAGUUAUGCAACAGAAUUUAAAACCUCUAUUAGAAUGAUUACAAGAAUGUCAAAUCCUGUUCCCAAGUGGAGUUUGUAGUUUUGCAAUAGUUCCACAAGCCAGAAUUUCAUUGCUUCAUAAGACAGAAAUACUUGUUUGAUUCUCUCCAAUAACUUCCUGUUGUACCGGCCUUUCUAGAUCAGUUAUAGUGAAUCUUUCUGUACUCUGUAAAAAUAACUGGGAGAAACAUAAACUGAUGGGACUGUAUCUGUACAUAAUAACUGCAGACUGCUCAAAAUGUCUGUGUGUGUAUAUAAGCUAUAAAUACUUUUAAAAAAAGUAAUACUUUUUCUUUGAAGUAAUGUUGCCUAUAUUUCUACCUAAAACCAGAGCAAGUGCUGAAUUGAAGAUGUAACUGUGCUGCACCUGAAAUUAACCAAAAGUUGUAUUGCAGAUUAUUUUCAGACUUUUGCAAAAGCUGUGUGUAUAAAAUAUACUAAUCUAUUAAUUCAAACAACCAGUCUGACUUGCUAAUGAGUGAUCAUUCUCUUUAUUAGGAGACUGUUUCCACACCAGUGCAGACAUGUUCCUAUAGGAUUGCUGAGAUACUAGUGCAAACUGAUGUACCAGUGUAGUUGAAGUUAGCUGCAGUGGAGAAAUGUGAAAUCCCCCAUAACCUCUACUGCUAUCUACUUUCCAACAAGGUGGCUGAUAUCGUUGAAAUUCCCUGCCUUCUCCCUUGGGGAAGGCUAAGGAAAAUAGUGUGUGAUAGAAUGUUGGUCUAGGGUUAAAAGGGAAGGAAGUGAUAUUAUAAUUCAGACUCCAUCCCCGUGAUACCCCAUGCAUGGUACAAAUGAGCAGGAAUCAGAAUCAGAAUCACCGGCAAAUGUUGUGUUCAUUGUCGUGUCGUUGUUGCACAAACAGGGUACUAUGUUACAUGCCUAUGUAUAUAUUGAUUUGAUAAUGCAACAAAUAUUGAAUAGAGCUGGAUUCACUUCUCAAGGCACCAGUAUAGGAGGGGCCCCGUGAAACUGAAGCUAAAUGAGUUUGCACCGUCUAGCCUUGCAUUCCCAUGAAGUUUGAAAGUUGAGGAGUAACAUAGCAGUUGUUUAAUGUGUUAAGGGAUAUAGAGAAAAUCACUCCUCCAAGCUCUAAUGUUCCUUGUCAAUUACUUAAGGUUGUAAGGGUAGACCUGAACAGUGUUGGCAGGAGAUACCAGAUCUGCCCCCAAAAAUCAGGGAGAAAGUAAAAAACCAAAUUCCUCUUACGGGAGAGGCUCAAGAAAGUGGGUCAUGUUAAAGCCAUAUCCUGCCAGGGUUGUAUAAAUUUCACAAUACUCUUGGAAAUUAGUAUUUUUCAAAGAGUAGCUUUUAUUUGAAAAUGUAAAUCAAUUAACCAUCGUGUGUGGAGUAACUGAGCAUGGAUCUUAUUGCAGGAAUAGAUAUGAGGUCUAAUCACUUUCUGUUAAGGAGCACCUCUCCCUUCCUGGGCUUUCUUUACAUCUCUGACGUCACAGUGGUUGUGCACUGGUUACUUUGGUUUCACCUGCUUUUUUUCCAGCUUUUGUUUUCAGUGGACUCUUGCAUGCACAUUGUGAAUGUUGUAUGUCAAUGUUGGAGAUGGCACUUAGCCAAUGACAACGCACUCAGCAAGCUGCACAGGCAGCACUCCAAAGCAUUUAAUCCCAAUACGCAUGCACCAGUUAAUGACAAGGUGAUGCAUAACUAUCUAGAAUUACCAACACAUGUUCUAAAAAUUGAUUUUUCUCAAAGAUUUGCAUUAGCACUUUAAGAAACUUAAUUUGAAUGCUUAUUUGUCUGUUUCUACAGUGAUAUGCUGGAGUUCAGCCCAAGGCAACACAUAAUUAUGAAAGGUCUUAAAUCACAUUGAAGAGAUUAGCUGUCUGUCUCUAGCGAUGGUUUACAAUUUGCUCUCCUUACUUGAUCUGUGUUCUGGUGCAGCAACACUAAAUAUUCCAUUUGAAUUAUUGAAGUAUCUGGUAAUAUCAACUCUAUUUGAAAUGAUUAAACUAUUAUAAAGAUUGUCUUCCAGUGUGAUGGCAACAUCUGUGAAUCAUUGAGGGAACAGCUAGGAAUAGGUCUUGUGUGUUUAUAGUUGGCUUAUGAGACAAUCCAUGCAUGCAUUUAUUUCUGCAGCACCUCUCAUAGUACAUGCCUAUAUAAUUUGUGUUAUUUUAAUACUUUACAUUAGUUCUGUUAUGUUUUGUUAGCAUUUUUCUGUAUUUUUCCUCAAUAUUAAACUGAUGCAACAGAUCAUUUGCUCAA
This is a messenger RNA of Hypanus sabinus (Atlantic stingray), 6184 nucleotides long. It is a transcript of the gene usp8, whose product is annotated as ubiquitin specific peptidase 8. Gene Ontology annotation, cellular component: midbody; dendritic spine; cytosol. The transcript has 20 exons. Bases 461 to 3760 code for a protein of 1099 amino acids. Lineage: Eukaryota; Metazoa; Chordata; Chondrichthyes; Myliobatiformes; Dasyatidae. Gene Ontology annotation, biological process: Ras protein signal transduction; endosome organization; protein K48-linked deubiquitination. Gene Ontology annotation, molecular function: cysteine-type deubiquitinase activity. The record is from RefSeq and is a predicted model, not a curated record.